CUAUCCCUUCAGGGAUAAAAAGGCGUGAUGUUAUGUUAUUACAAUAUUAUUAGAACUUUUAUCUCUAUGUUAUUGAACUAUAAACUAAGAAAAAAUUGUUUCAGAAAUUAUAGUUCAGUUAACAAUGAACAAAACGACUUAAUCUAUUGUACAACCUUCCUAACGCUCAAUUGAAACCAACCUCGAUCUUAAUCUAGUUGGCUUAUCCAGUAACAAUUACAAUGCACGCCAUAGGCCGCUGUCUAGGCACGAAGGAGAUGAAAAACUACAGAAAACUCUUCAAGCAAUUAUUUUCCGAAUUCCUCGGAACCUUCUUGUAUUUAUGCAUAGUUUUGUCUGCUGGAAUCGCUAAUGAGACUAAUAAUAAUACUGUUGUAAUUUCAUUGGCUAAUGGUUUAGUUGUUGCAAGUAUAGUGCAGAUGUGUGGCCAUGUGUCUGGUGGCCAUAUAAAUCCUGCUGUAACCGUCGGAGCUCUUGUAUGUGGACAUAUAAAGCCAUUGAAAGCCGUGUGCUUUGUCGCUAUGCAAGUUUUGGGUAGCGUUGCAGGUUCAGCAGUGGCAUACUUAGUGUCAGCAGCCAAAAUCAGAGGAAACCUCGGAGCCACACUACCUUACACUGAGACCAGACACGAACAGGCAUUCGCUCUGGAGUUCCUGAUGACCUUCCUCCUUGUAUCUGUUGUAUUAAGUGUAUUGGACUCCAAAAGAGGGUCUAGGGGACUUGGGUCUUCUCCUUUGGCCAUCGGCAUGUGCAUCACAGGUUGUUAUUGUGCAAGUAUACCCUACACCUCCUCUCUCAACCCUGUCCGGUCGUUAGGACCAGCAGUAAUGAUGGGGAUCUAUGAUGCCGUCUGGGUUUACUGGGCUGGACCCCUUUCGGGUGGUCUGGUAGCUGGGAUUGUGUACAGAUUCUUUCUCGGAGUAUCUCACUAUGAAUAUAAUUUGAGGAAACGUUCUUUUUAAUAAAUAUGUUUGUUU
Molecule: messenger RNA, 977 nt
Organism: Spodoptera litura
Lineage: Eukaryota; Metazoa; Arthropoda; Insecta; Lepidoptera; Noctuidae
Product: aquaporin AQPAn.G
Biological process (GO): water transport; transmembrane transport
Cellular component (GO): plasma membrane
Molecular function (GO): water channel activity
Source: RefSeq, a predicted model, not a curated record